Molecule: messenger RNA, 999 nt
Organism: Protomyces lactucae-debilis
Lineage: Eukaryota; Fungi; Ascomycota; Taphrinomycetes; Taphrinales; Protomycetaceae
Exons: 1
Coding region: 1-999 (332 amino acids)
Source: RefSeq, a predicted model, not a curated record
AUGUUACCCUUAGUUUUGAUGGCAUACGCAUCACUACUAGGCCUGUUCCUAAGUGUGUGCACUCUUCCCGAACCAGAACCAGUACCUGCAGCUGCAGCUGUAGCCGUACGCGAACGAGGCUCGUCUUCGGGGCGGAACGCGAACUCGAAAGCGCCUGUGGACCCAUGGAGUCAUGCACACGUUCUUUCAAAACCUGAGGCCGGGUCAACACAAAACCAACUUCACAUGGACCAAACCGUUUCGAAUGCAUCUGGUGGUUUUGAGGAAGAGAACAAGUGUUACCAUCUCCAGUUUGAAGCGCGAUACAUAUUGAAUCGGGAAAUCAUUGUCAGAUUCAACGAAGUGAAGUGCAAAUCAGAAUGCAGAAUUUCCAUACCGUCUUAUUUUCAGCACAUCAAAACGAGACUGCAGCACGCUCAUGGCUGUAUUAAAUCGGCAAUUUGUAUGAAUUACAGGACAUCAACGGCGAUUGAGCCUAUGUGUUUCGAAAGACGCGAAGCUGCUUCGAAAGGAUCAAGUUGCACUUUGGAUAGUUGCUUUUGUUCUGUCACAGUGAAUUUUUGGCGUGUAAAGCAGAAGAGCCAAGAUCCCAAAUGGUUUCAGCCUACACCGGCUGGACAGAAGGCUCCUCUAUGUCAUCCAGCCUGGGUGAUGCAACCAGGUAGGUUCGACACCACGCGGUGGUCUUCAUCACAUGUGCAGUGGGUCGUCCUGGAGCAUGGUAUCAGAUGUGACGAGCCUUUACCCGAUGAAAAAGCUUGCGGUUGCGUUCACAUCAACCCCGGAGGCAGAGCUUGUAAAGAGAUCGAGCAUAUCAAAUACACUCGCUGCGGUCUUGAGAAUCCGGGACCAGAUGGAAAUUGUCUAUGCGAUGCUGGAAGAGAAGAUCAUUGUGCAGCGACGACCGUAGUGGAGCCGAACUUUGCGUCAUGGAAUGCGACAGAUAUGUAUGAACAGCUCCUUGAUCUUGAUUAUCUGGCGCAGCAGCUUCAGCAGUAA